Knipowitschia caucasica is the source of this 750-nucleotide messenger RNA. The record is from the annotation of a GenBank genome assembly. NCBI's taxonomy places the organism in Eukaryota, Metazoa, Chordata, Actinopteri, Gobiiformes, Gobiidae.
AUGUUAAAGAGGGCUCUCCUGCUGGGACUGUGCUCCUCAGAGUCCCAGCAGGAAGUCCCAGCAGGAGUCCAGUCCCUGUGCUCCCACGAAGAGUCAGCCGGCUACAGUGACCCUCCCCAAACCCGACAGAAGACAGUAUCACACACACGAGACCCGCCAGAUCACCACACCCGACCCCCUCCCACCCAACCAAAGACCACGCCGCAGCCCACGACCAGAACCUCAUGUACACCACACCAGCCCUCGAACAGCGGGCGCAGCCGGCGCCGACCGACGCAGCGCUCAGGACCGUCUCCAGGGGCCGUCCAAGCGCAGGAGCCUCAACUACACUCCCUCCGCCCGAAGUCUCGCCACACCCCUCCUAAUCGUACUGGACCCAAACCGAUCCAGGACCCCGGCUCCCUGCACAGUCGCGCCACACAGCUGCGAGCCUCGGGCCACGCCCACCAACAGCUUACACGUCCAGCCGCCGGCCCGCCAACACCGAACCAUCACCUCCGACAACCACAGCCGCCACAACUGAGCCCACCCCCAAAUACGAAACGCGAACCAGACCCCGCGCACGCACACCUGCACCAACAACCACAACCAAUCCAACGAGACCCAGCCAGACCAGACACUCCAAGCGACACCGCCCCGAACACAACGCGCCGCUCCACACGCAACCCACGAACCCCAAAAACCGAAACAGUCUACGCCAGCAAGCCUAACCGCGCCGACGCACGAGACAUGACAGCAAGAGCCCUCUAG